Messenger RNA from Suillus subaureus, 264 nucleotides. RefSeq names its product Sm-like ribonucleoprotein. The transcript has 5 exons. The record is from RefSeq and is a predicted model, not a curated record. Gene Ontology annotation, biological process: mRNA splicing, via spliceosome; spliceosomal snRNP assembly. Lineage: Eukaryota; Fungi; Basidiomycota; Agaricomycetes; Boletales; Suillaceae. Gene Ontology annotation, molecular function: RNA binding. The coding region runs from base 1 to 264 and encodes 87 amino acids. Gene Ontology annotation, cellular component: U1 snRNP; U5 snRNP; U4/U6 x U5 tri-snRNP complex.
AUGUCUGGACGCCAACAAAGAGUGUUGGUGCAGCCCAUUAAUGUGAUCUUCAAAAACCUCCAGCAGCGAACAAAAAUCGUUAUAUGGUUGUAUGACAACAUCGAGAUGCGGAUCGAAGGGCGCAUCAUUGGAUUUGACGAAUUCAUGAAUGUCGUGAUCGACGAAGCUGCAGAAGUCUACGUCAAAGACGCCAAACCACGACGAGAACUUGGUCGUAUACUACUAAAAGGCGAUAACAUCACCCUCAUCCAGCAGAUAGUAUGA